UAAUAUAGUAUUAGAGCAUGGCAUGCUUAAUGGCGGGAAGGUGGAUUCUCAUAAGUUUCAUUCUAACCAACCUCCAAAAUUUUGUGUUCAGUCAGCACGAAAAUACUCUUAACGUGCCUCAAGUUCUCCUUCCAUUUGCAACGAAGGAAUCAAAACCAACAACCUUUGUAUUAAAGGCUUACAAAGGUUGUUUCCGAUGGACUUCAACCAAACCAAACAUUGCUUCUGUUUUAUCAAUCAAUGAUAAAAUAAAUACAUCAACUCCAGAAGAUGAAGAUAAUUUAUGUUCUCAAAGUGCACUUGUAACAGUUGAGUUAAAAACACCAAAUGAAGAUUCUACAGUUAUACUAGCAGAAGAAAAUGGAACAGGAUUAACUCUUCGCUGCAAUGUUUUUGUGGAUACUAUCCAUAAAAUAGAAAUAGCAACCACCACGCGUGAAUUAUUACUUGGCGAAUCACCUGAAGUAUUUGAGGUUUAUGCUUAUGACAAAGAAGGGAAUUUAUUUUCUUCAUUGGGUAGUCAGAAGUUUGAAUGGAGUUUUUUGCCUGCAUCUACUAAUCAACAGGUUGAUCCUCGACUUAUUCUUAAGUUGUUAUGGUUUCAAGAUUCUUCAUAUGAUACCACAAAAGAAAUUUAUUCUUUAGAAGAACAGCAUUACAGAGGAUGCAGUGCACUUGUGGAAGGAAUUAGAACUGGUGAAGCAAUUGUGUCUGCUAGGCUCUCAGAUUUAGAGUAUAAGAAUGUUAAACCCACUAGUGUGAAAUUGACGGUUUUGGACAAUGUUAUGCUUUAUCCAUCUAACGUUUACAUUCUUGUAAACCAAGUUGUUAAAUUUAAUGCACUACAAUUGAGGAGGGGAAAGAAAAAUGAUAUAAUAUUGCCUUCUGCUCAGUAUACAGUUCAAGUUUUAGAUGACUCUGUUGCUCAUUUAAAUGAUGAAAGUGCUAGUGUUACUGGAAUGAAAAUUGGUCAAACAAAGGUUCAGUUGAUUGAUAACAAUAUGCUUGAGGCAUAUUCGAUUCGUUUACCAACAGCUCUGGUUCAUGUUGUUGAUCCUGGAAAAAUAGGAUUUGCUAUAAACCCAGGAAAGCUUUGGUUGUUACAAGUUGGUAAAGUUUAUGAGUUACUAGUUCUUCUGUUUGAUGACGAUGGAAACUCUAUUCAAAUAACCAAUAAUACAAUGAUAGAAUCAAUGUUAUCGAAUGAAUAUUUUGAAGUUUUAAGCAAAUCAAACAAUGGCUCGUAUUUUUAUGUAAGAGCCAACAUGGUUGGGAAAACAGUUAUGACAGCAAAGUUGUUAGGCAUUCAGCAAGAUUUAAAAGAUCUUAUAAGAACAAAAAAUGUUUAUGGUGAACAAGUUAUUGAGAUAUAUGAUCCAAUAGUUGUUACACCAGAAAUUGUAGUGUUUCCUUGGGAUCCAGAGCAUGGUCAACCUUACUAUAGGUUUCAACUUAUGGCUAAAGGUGGUAGUGGGGUGUACUCAUGGUCUUCAAUGAAUAAAACUGUUGUUUCAGUUAAUAGCCGUGGUUUGAUUUCUACAGAAAAUUUGAUUGGAGAAAUACUUGUAAAAGCCAGAGAUGUGCGCAAUCCUUUGCAUUUUGGUGCAUCUCUAAUAAAGAUUUUGCAACCAGAGGAAAUUGUAUUUUUAGAUACAGUUGUAGAAGUUGAAGUUGGGAAAAUUUUAGUAAUGCCAUUAAGUAUUUUUGCAUUUUCUCAAGAUAGAGAAAAAUUUUCAUUCACCGAUUGUCGAAAAAUAAUGUUAAAAACAACAUUUUCUGAUCCUUCUGUGUUCAAACUGGCAGACAUACAAAGUGAAAAUCUACCUAGUCAAGGUUGUACCACAAUAUCUUUGGAAGCUAUAAAGGUUGGAUACUCAACAGUAACAACUUCAUAUGUGUAUGCAGAUGUUGUUCUGCGAGCUGUGGUUGUUGUUGCUAGCUAUUACCCAAUUAAGAUAGUUGAUCCAAUUGAAACAGCAGUUGUUGUUAUUGGUUCUACAAAAAGAAUAGUUGCUACAGGUGGUCCUUUGCCAUGGAUUUUAGAUCCUAGUCAGUAUUUUGAGGUUAUUUCUGCUGAAGAAGAUGAAUGGGUUGCAAUUAAAGAGAAAGUACCAGAAAGAGAUCUUACAAUAAAUUAUCAUUACUUUGAUGUUAAAUGUUUACAAAUUGGUGAACAGAUUUUAAAUAUUGAAGUUGGAAAUAAAAUUACUACAAAGAAUCGGUUUCCUGAAAAAUCAAGUGCUUCUACAAGGUUCUUGUGUUCACCACCAGCAACUUUAAGACUUCUUCCUUCUAUUGUUUUCCCAACUAUUGACAUGAAGACAAGAACACUUGAGAGCUGUUUAGAUGAACAUAAACGAAUUCCUGUGCGAAACAAUAGAGAACUUCGUAUUGAUGUUCAAGUUUACAGCACAAAUGGAAUUAUUUUUGAUGACUUUUCCUCAUUAGAUAUAAAUUGGUCUAUUGAUAACACAGAUGCUGCAACAUUAAGUACCAAAGAAACUAAAUUUGAAUUAGUUUUGUUCGACUUUGAUAAAAAGCAGAGUGGGCGAACUCAUGCCUUUCAGAUUGUCACACUUCAUUCAAAAGCAGUACCUGUUGCAGUUACUGCUACAAUAUUAGGUUAUCGUCACUCAGAGAUACAAUUUAAGGUGGCAAUAGCAGCUAGGCUACCUUUGGUAUUAGUUCCAGAACCUUCACUCUCACUUAACUGGCUAACCAUAUUUGCUCAUCCAUCGAACCAAGUCAACCUAAAGGUAUCAGGUGGAACAAAUGUCUUUAUUGUAAAAAGUAAUAAUCCACAUUUAGCCAAGUUAAACUAUAUACCACCUCAUUCCAUCCAGGUAACUCCAAAUGAAGAAGGCAAGUUGAUUAUAUAUUUACAUGAUGCUUGUCUGGAUGCAGAAAUGCCAGCUGAAGCUCGUUUGCUGCUGUCAGAUGUUUAUGCACUACAACUUUCAGUUAGUGACAAGGUUGAACUAGAUCAAAAGAUCACUGCUAAAUGUCAAGCACUUGAUAUGGAUGGAAAUAUUUUAAAUGUUGCAGACAUAUCUACUAAAUUAAAUUUGCAACUGAAACUUACAGCUGAUAUUUUAAAUAUUGAAAAUACUAAGAGAGUUUCUGGUUAUGAAGCAGAAGCAAUUUACAACAUAACUGGAAAAUCUGUGGGAAUUACAAGUUUAACAUGUGAAGCAAUGAAAUCAAAUGGUAAUAUGUUAUCAAGCAAAACAAAUGAAGUGCAGGUUUUUUCUGCAAUAGAGCUUCAACCAAAAUAUUUAAAACUUUUGGUUGGUUCCCAGUUUCAAGUUAACAGCGCAGGUGGUCCCAGACCUAAUGCUGUUACAUUUUUUAGUUUGGAUAACACUACUGUUGCUGAUGUUUCUCAAAAUGGACUUGUUUACUCAAAAGUUGUUGGUAAAACAACACUCACAGGAAUGUCGCGUGGUUUUGAUACUUCUGGAAAGGAUGUUGUAUACUCACAAGAUCAAACUUUUAUAACAGUAUUUCAAAUAAAAGGCUUCAAGAUUCUUCUUGGAUCUCACUAUUUAGUGACUAAUUCUGAAGUUGGUAUUUUAAGUAUUGGUAUUAAUGAUGAAGGUCCAUUUACAUUUGCAACAUCUCAGCCGUAUCUUCGUUUCCAUUGGUCCACAAGUAACCACAAAAUUGCUGUCGUUGAAUCUGUGCAUAAAAAUGCUGGAGUAUCCAUUGCACAAGACAAUGAUUUUCGAGCAGUUAUUCAUACAUUUAGUCCCGGUCUCGUAACUAUUAAGUUACAUGUUGAAGUUGUGAAAAAUGAUUUUUAUCAAGUUAAUGAACAUGCACAGUUAGAAGAUGAAAUACAAAUUCAAGUUAUACAAAAGCUUGAAAUAUUGUAUCCGCCAAAUUCUGAGCUUCUUCUUCCUCACAAUACAAAAGGAGUUAUGAAAACAAACAGAGAUCCUCUUCCAAUUACGAGUUAUUCCAUAGUUAAUUCUUGUACUGAUCACCAUCAAAACUUAGUUCAGGUAUCUUCUGGUGGGUAUGUGACAUCAUUUGCUUUAUCUGGAACAGCAAUUAUUUUAAUCACAGUUCAUGAGGACUUUGGCUACAACCAAACAAUUUUUGUAAAAGUUGAGGUGAAGCCAGUGUCGACUGUAUCACUUCAUUUGUUAUCAAAUUUUGUUAUUUCUAAUAGUCAACGACCUGCAUUUCCUAUUGGAUCUAAUGUUUUAUAUAGCGUCCAAUUGCAUGAUAAUAUUGCUAGAAAGUUUGAUAUUGCUACAAUUCCAUUGAAACAUAGAGUGAGCAGAUCAGAUAUUGUUCAUGUGAUUCCGAAUCCUGAAAAUGCAACCUUUUUGCUCAGAACAAUAAGUAUAGGUGAAGUAAUAAUGAAGGUUUGGGAUGAUGACAAUCCUUCGUUAUCUGACUACAUUCGAAUAAGAGUAACUGAAGGAAUAAUUCCAGCUAAAGUUCAAAUUACUUUAGGCAAUGUUUUUUGUUUCCAUAGCAAUAUCAUUGUUGAUAAAGGAUGGUGGAGCACCUCAAGUGGACUACUAUCAAUUGAUCGAGUUACAGGGGCUGUUGUUGGCGUGAAUACUGGUACAGCUAUGGUUUAUUACAACGAUGAUUCUUUUAGCACUUAUGCAGAGGUUACUGUUGUACAACCAAAUAGUGCUCCUCUUAUAGUAGAUGAAAGCUAUCUCUUUUUAUCUAAUGACAUGGUAAGGUAUUUCCGUAUUUCGUUUGAUAAUGACGCAACAAAUAGUCAUAGUUGUUCAGAAAAUCUUUCAAUUGAUGUUCAAGCUCCUUUUAAAUGUAAUGCUAAGUGGACCGAUAGCACUGACAAUAUAGAAGAAGUUUUUGGUAUUAAAUCCGUCUACAAAAACGGCCAACCGCAUUGCAUGUUUUCUCCGCAUGUUUUAACUCCUGCACUCAUGAAAUCUUUAAGUAUAAGUGACAGAACUAUUGUUUUGAAUGUUGACAUAAGCGAUGGACGUCAUAUGUAUUCAUCUAAGCCCUUGGAAGUCAGAUUUGCACCAGAGGUAUACAUUAUUCCAAAAGAAAUAUUUUUCAGCAAUAAAAAUAAAGUUGAAAUCAUUGAAGUUUAUGGCUCCCAGUCUCAGCUAUCUGGAUUAAAGAUUAAAAACAUCCCGCCAUUUAUUAACGUUGAAAGAUUGACGACUGUAGAUCCUUACCUUUUUAAAUAUGAAUUGUCACUAAAAAGUUCAAUAAAAUCAGAUGCAAACACAUCGGUGACGUUUUUUAGUCCGUUAUCUGCGAGUAGUUCAUCUGUUUUGGUUCAUGUUAAAGGAGAAUUCGACAAUAAAUAUAUAACGUAUUCAUCAGAAAUACAAACAUCAUGGAAUCGUAAGAUUAGUGAAUAUAUACAACAAACCAAUGUUUGGGUUGUUAGCUAUACGGUAAUAUUGGCUACUAUCAUUCUUCUAAUUGUACUUUAUCAUUAUUUCAUAAAAGAACGUUAUGGUAGUGCAAUAAUGCCUCCAUCUUAUUCAAAUUCACCCUACAUUCAAACAUCUCCACCACCUUAUCAGUAUAGUCCGACAUUUCAAACUAAAACACCUGUGUCGUACGGACCAACAAAAAAAAGCACGCCUCAACGACAUCUUUUUAGCGUCUCUCAGUAAAUUCACGCGCUGUCAAAGUUAGCAUAAACUUCACGUUUUUCAGCACAGCAAAAACGUUAAUGUUGCGAUCUUGUUUUAAAAGAAAUUUCAAAUAAGACUACAAAAAUGUUUGGUGAACCGUGUUGACUUAUUACUGUUAUUAACUGUUCAGCAAUAAACCUUUGCGUCGAAUUUGCGAUUUGCCAUUUUUAAUGACAUUUUUUUUUUUUUUUUUUUUUAAAUUUUGUCUUCAAUAUUCAAAUGUUUUUGUAACUUGCAAAAGCAUUAUUCGAAAUCGUUUUCACUCCAAAAAUACAACUUCAUUUUCAGAAAAAUUAGAAAACUUUAAAAUUAUAGGCUUUUCAUGGAAAUAUAUGGUCAAACGUUUAGAUUUUGGUUUUUAAAAAUCUUUUUUUAAGACGUGUGCAAAUGAACUAAGCAAUAAUUGUUGGUCAUUAAGUGAAUUAAAGGAGAAAAAGCGUAGCUAACUUUAUAAACAUUUAUUGUAAAUAGUAUUCCCUUUCAAAAAUGUAAAGGUUAAGAACACUAGAUACUUUUAUUAAAA
Hydra vulgaris (swiftwater hydra) is the source of this 6168-nucleotide messenger RNA. RefSeq names its product nuclear pore membrane glycoprotein 210. Gene Ontology annotation, cellular component: nuclear pore. NCBI's taxonomy places the organism in Eukaryota, Metazoa, Cnidaria, Hydrozoa, Anthoathecata, Hydridae. The record is from RefSeq and is a predicted model, not a curated record.